GCUUGGCGGCGUGAUGGCGAAAGUGGUGCGACAGAGCUCGAGGACGAGAGCGGUAAAGAAAAAAGGUGUGAAAGGCGUCGCUGCUCGGAAAGGUGUGCUGCCAUGUUCGCUGAACGCUGUGAUGAUGCCCACAGAGAAGGUGAAACAGUCCAAGUGCCCCGGGGUUAACAACCGGAUGAAAAAGUGCCGUGGGAAGAAAGUCAGCGAGGUGCUGUGGAAGAUGGAAUAUGCACAUCCAAACAAGUCUCCAGACCGACUGUUGAGAUACAGCUUGUUGGACUUGCGUUACGACCUCUUGCGCGGCUACCUCAAGCUGUCGAGCACCACACCAACCUCCCCAGCCAAGACCAAGUUGCCCCAGGUGGCCCAGGUGGCCAAGGUGCCCAAGGUGCCCAAGGUGAAGGGAACGAAGGCCAAGGCAUCCAAGGCAUCCAAGGCAUCCAAGGCAUCCAAGGCUUCCAAGGGCAAGUUGAAGGGCGACCUGCCAUGCCCUGGCGCCUGGCUGAUGAUCACCACAGGGAAGACGGCAAAGUGUGAAGGGAUCCGCAACCGCAUGCGCAAGUGCCAAGGGCAUCCCGUGGAGGAGGUGGUGGGUAAGAUGAGCUACAAACAUCCUGCGAAGUGCCCUGAUGUUUUCAUCACCUACAGCUUGAUGGACCUCAAUUACGACAUACUGCGCAACUACGUGACCCUCAAAGCUCCUGGAAGGACCGGACGCUCGGCGCCGAAGGCUAAGCCAGCGAAGCCUUCGGCGGCAGCGAUGCCGUCUACGACCAGCGAGCCUAAGGGCAUCAUGGUUCCCACUGGGAAGGUGGCAAAGUGCAGUGGCAUCAAUGCCAGGAUGGCUAAGGUGAAGGGCCUUGAAGUGGAGCAAGCGAUUGGAAAGAUUAAGUACCAGGGCCCCAAAGGUUUCGUGACCUACAGCACCAAAGAUCUGGUGCACGACCUGCUUUGUGGCUACCUUCGGCUCCAAAAGGCGCGAAAGGCGAGAGGCGCCGCCGCCGCACCCAAGACGCUGACGCGUGGCAGGAAGAAUCAGGUAGUGAAAGACGCCCCACCCAAAGUCGCCCGACCACGAGGCAAACGUGGUGGCUUGUCCGUUCUGGAGUUGAGAAAGAGGCUGAAAGCCUUGGGGCUUAAAGUGGUUGGCACAAAGGCAGAAUUGGAAGCACGCUACCAGGCUGGUCAAGUGGCAGAUGCCGUUGAUGUGGAGGCACCUCAAAGCAUGCCGGAGGAACUCGCGCCACCGUACGAUAGCACAAAUCUGGCGAAACAUCCACGGGCCAGUCAAGAGGCGAAGACCUGAGAAGCCAGCUGGCAAUCCUCCGCCCGAAUGGCCCGACUCAUAGGUGAUGGAAUUGUCGAUGGCCUGAUUGGAACGAAGAAGUUUUGGAUGCCGAUGAUCCGAUGGAUGGAUCAUUGCCGUAGGAUUGAGUGUUUCAAUGCAUUGCACUCAGAAAUUUGCAGAUUUAGGGCAUGUCGUUGUUUAUUUAUGUUUAAGAUAUCCAGAUGAGCUGUGGCCAUUCACCCUAAAAGUUGUUUCGCUGCGUUACCAGC
Cladocopium goreaui is the source of this 1557-nucleotide messenger RNA. NCBI's taxonomy places the organism in Eukaryota, Dinophyceae, Suessiales, Symbiodiniaceae. The record is from the annotation of a GenBank genome assembly.